AUGAACCCUUGGGAUGUAUCAAACCGCAGAAAACCGGACGCGGGCAAGUUUCUUUUUUCUUUGAAACUUCACGUCGCUCUCAGAAAAUGCAGCAGGUCCCAAAAUGGUACAAGCAGAAAACACAAGCCACUUCAGGCAAGUGGCCUGGGGCCUGCCAAGCAGCGCCGGGUUCGGGCAGGGGCCGGCGACCGCGGGGAACUUUCCUCUGCCGCGCCAGAGACAAUGCCGGGAGGGCUCCCCAUCCGCGGGGUUCGGGCCGCCAAGCGCGUCGUCCCGGGCCCUCCCCCGGAGCCGGACGCGAAGCCCCCCCAAGGCAGGCCCCAUCCCCGGCCCCACUGCGGGGGCCCCCUCUCCAGAGCUGGAGGCGCAGAGACACCCCCCCCCACCAGGCGGCCUCAUCCGGCCCCGCAGAGCCUGGCCGCGCGUCCCGCACACGCCCCAGCCCAGGGCCGGCGCCCUCCCCGCGGAGAAGGACACCCCGCUGCGAGAGGAGCCGGGAGCCCGCCCGGCGCCCCGUCCCCGUACCCCUCUUCGCGCGAGGUACUGGGCAGGGGGCGCCCGCGACUGUGGGCUACUCCGCCCGGCCCCACCGAGCUCGUCCGAGCGCCCCGCAACUCACCGGGACCUGGCGGGCCGCUGGGCAUUAUUCCAUCGCGGGCUCGGCCGGGCGCUCGCGGCUCUCGGGUGGGAAAGCGAACUGCGACCGGGAAGCGCCGGCGGGGCGGGAGGCGCGGGCCCGGGGCUGCCCAGCGUAGAGUGCUCGCCCGCGGCGGCGGCCAGGCCAGGCGAGGCGCGGGAGCCGAGCGCGGCGCAGGAAGGGGCGGGCGACCAUGUGCCGAGGGGGAGGAGGCCGCGGCGACGCGAGCGGCUCGCACAAUCCCGCUCGGCGGCGGAGGGCGCGGGUUUCAGGAAAUCCAAACACUUCGACAGGAAAUCGGAAUCCUGACUAAGCAUUCCCAGCCCCGAGCCGCUCCGCGCCGGGGGCUCCCGCCUCGCUUAACCCUUGGCCCGCCGGCAGCCACGCGGGGGGCGCGCGCGGGGCCCCAGACCUCGGCCCGGGUCGGGCGUCCUUCGCUUUCCGCCCCAUGCCCUGGCCGGCCGGCCUCCUCCCUGCCAGAGGUGGAAGGGGUGGGAUUUAUCCACAGAAAAACCCUGGACGCGGAAGGUGCCUUUCUAAGGCCGGGACAGCGGCAAAGGACGUGCCUGUCUUCCAUCUGCAGAGGAUGGACCUGCACUGUCCUGGCCGUUACCCCUAUUUUCAGUAAAGGAGUGACUUCACCAGGCUGCCCCCUUUCACCCCUUCUUCUCUGCUCUUAUAAUUUCCUCAUUUUGCCCAGUGCCAGAGGAACAGGACCUUCCCAGUCAGGAUACUAUAGGAACAGUAUGGAGAGUAAUCGUGUGGGCUGCAGGCUCUGUGUCCCAUUGGAAUAUGGCCUUUUUUUCUACUCGUGUUACCUUGAGUAACCCAACUUUCCUGAGCCUCAGUUUGCUUAAAUAUGAAAUGGACGUUAAUUCCACCCUCAUAGGUUUGAUCUGGAAACCGAUGUUUAGACAGGGACUGGCACAUUGGAAACACCCAAAUAAAUGAUAGCCAUGCUUGUCCUUAUGAUUGCCAUUAAAAGACAUCAGAGAAAGGAGGAUUUUAAUUUGUGGGAUGUAUAUUGUGCAUAUCUAUGUCUACUUUCAAAGUCAGAGACGUAGUCUUUCUUUAGAAUUUCAUUUCCCUCCUAAUCGUUGGGCGAUUGUUUUUCUUCGCAGCAUUUCAGAAACUGCUCUCUGCAGAGGAUAUGGUUCGUGGCUGUGGCAGACCCCCUUCUGUUGAAAUCUGAAACGGAAAACCUCACGAAAUUUGGGAUUUUGCUCUUAAUCUGAGAGUCCGGAUUCCUUUGAAACCCAAUCAGACUUUGAAGAGGGAACAUGCUCGUGAGCGAAAACAGAAGCCUGAAAUGAACCUGCUGGGAACUGAAAGUUGGGUACCAGCUCGUUUACUCCAAGUAAGGAACAGAUACCAGUUUUAGACCCAGCAUUGUUCCUUUUCUGCAAUUCUUUCUCCGUGGCCAGCAGCAGUAGGACGAGCUCUGAGGUGGGCACCAGGAGUCCCAAGGUCCUGCUCCAGGCCCUUUGCAGCUGCCGUCCGCUCUGCCUGGUAGAACCCUUGUAUGACUGUUCUUGGCACACAGCUCACAGCCCAGAAGUCAGCUCCACAGAGAGGCUCUCCCCAACCAUGUGAUCUACUUGUCUCUGGCACCUACACCCCACCUCCACCUCUCCCAAAUAUAGCGCAUCCUGUUUGAUUGCUUCAUAGCCCUUGUCACUGUUUUGAUUGGUUGCUUAUUUUUUAUCUGCCCCCCACUCUCCCCACUGCAUGGGUAAACUGCAUUACAGCAGUACCUUGGCCUGUUUCCUUAGAACAAUGCUGGCCCAUAUGAGACCAUCAAUAAACACGUGUUGAAUAAAUGAAA
This is a messenger RNA of Macaca mulatta (Rhesus monkey), 2462 nucleotides long. Lineage: Eukaryota; Metazoa; Chordata; Mammalia; Primates; Cercopithecidae. The record is from RefSeq and is a predicted model, not a curated record.